AUGGAAAUAUUACAUAUUUUAAACCUUCUGGUUGCUUAUUUAAACACCAAUCUAAUCAUUUUCCUGAUAUUAUUAAGCACCAAAAAAUGGGAGAUUCAUUGGAUACAAAUAUACUUCACGACUUUUCCCCCUUAAUGAUAGUGUACAAGGAUGGUCGAGUUGAAAGGUUGGAAGGCGAAGAUGUCGUCCCUCCUGGCCCGGAUGCCGAAACCGGAGUCAGAUGCAAAGACCUCGAGAUUUCAUCGGACCCCAAAGUUUCCGUCAGGAUUUUCCUCCCCAAGACUGCCAGUCCGGGCCGGAAACUUCCACUUUUGGUGUACUUCCACGGCGGAGGAUUCAUCGUCGAAUCUGCUUUCUCUCCGACUUACCAGAAGCAUCUCUGCUUAGUCUCGGCCGAAGCCAACGCCGUGAUCGUUUCCGUCGAUUACAGACUGGCCCCGGAGCACCCGAUUCCGGCGGCAUUCGACGACUCGUGGCUAGCUCUGAAGUGGGUUGCGUCCCAUUCCUCUGCCGGCGGCGGUGAGGAGUGGCUGACGGAGCACGCAGACUUCGGGCGCGUGUUCUUCGGCGGCGACAGCGCGGGUGGAACCAUAGCCCACCGAAUGGCGAUUCGGGUCGGGUUGGAGGGACUGGAUGGAAUCAAUCUUGACGGGCUCUUCCUCAACUGCCCGUUUUUCUGGGGAAAGGAUCCGAUUGGUGAAGAAGGGGAUGAGGUGGGGCCCGUACGUUCGUAUCUUGAGAGUCUAUGGCUGUUCGUGAACCCGACAACAACCGGGCCGGACGACCCGCUUUUGAACCCGAUGAUGGACCCUGAAUUCAGGAAGCUGGGGUGCAAGAAAAUGCUGGUUUACGUGGCAGAGAAGGACCCGCUUAGGCAGAGGGGGCGGCACUACAAGGAGGCGUUGGGCAAAAUUGGGUGGUGCGGGGCGGCGGAGCUGGUGGAAGCUAAGGGGGAGGACCACGUAUUCAAUGUGAUGUCUCCCACCUCUGAUAAUUCCAUGGCUAUGGUAAAAAAGUUAGCCGCUUUCUUCAACCCCUAAGUUGCUUUGAAUACUAUCUUAGGAUACUCAGAUUUAGGAUGUUAUCCGGGUAUCAGAAUAAGCUAUGUUGCAUUGAAAGUUGAAACUCACAAAAUCAAGAGGAAAAGGGAAACUGAACACUUCAACUUUUGCUUAAAAAUGUUUGUUUGGAGAGUUUCCGAAAUGGAAACUUAUUCUUUCAGAGAGUUUUCGUGCUACAUAGAGAAUAAAUGUUUCAUUCUCCCUUUUGAAUAAAUGUUUUACUUCCAUUUCAUAAAAUGAAUCUACCCCAAAAGCAGCUAUAAUAUAUAAAUUCUACGUUUUGAAGAAUUUGUGAUCUGA
Molecule: messenger RNA, 1361 nt
Organism: Cuscuta epithymum
Lineage: Eukaryota; Viridiplantae; Streptophyta; Magnoliopsida; Solanales; Convolvulaceae
Source: the annotation of a GenBank genome assembly